AUGACUGUGGUAGAGAAUGCAAAAAAUGAGUUAAUUCCUACUCGCACCAUGACUAGGUGGAGAGUUUGCAUUGAUUAUAGAAGGCUCAACAAAGCAACCCGCAAAGACCAUUUCCCGCUUCCAUUCAUUGACCUAAUGUUGGAAAGAUUGGCAGGGCAUGAAUAUUAUUGCUUCCUUAAUGGUUAUUCGGGGUUGCUUGAAAAGGAUGUAACUUUCAAUUUUGAUGACACAUGCCUGAAGGCAUUUGAAGAGAUAAAAAAGAAGAUGGUGGCUACUCCCAUUAUUGCAGCACCAGAUUGGUCCUUACCAUUUGAACUUAUGUGUGAUGCAAGUGACCAUGCUAUUGGGGUAGUGCUAGGCCAGAGGAAAGACACGGUGUUUUAUUCCAUCUACUAUGCGAGUAAGACUCUUGAUGAUGCAUAA
Messenger RNA from Nicotiana tabacum (common tobacco), 423 nucleotides. NCBI's taxonomy places the organism in Eukaryota, Viridiplantae, Streptophyta, Magnoliopsida, Solanales, Solanaceae. The record is from RefSeq and is a predicted model, not a curated record.